GGGCAGGACAGGGCUACACGUGGCCUCUCAGGGGUCCGGGAGCCCAAGAAAUAAGCGCGGGGGCUCGGGGAGUUCACGGGUCUCCAGCCCGGCGGGUGGGCUAGCAGGGUGAAAAGGUCAGCGCCAGGCGGUGGAGAAGGCAGCCCGGCCCAGAGCAGAACAGAGACAGCGUGGGGCUGGGUGGUCGGGACUGGGGUCCUGGGGCUGUGCCGCCUGCGCCAGAUCCUGGCCCUGCUUCAGUCUCCCUGGUGACCUUGGGCAUGAACCGCACCUCCCCGUGCCUCGGUUUACCGGUUUGCGAAGGGAAUGUGAUCAUGAUCAGAUUUACUAUGAGGAAGCGAGGAGAGGGGCCAUCCCAUCUGCCCUUCUGAAAGUUUAGAGUAUGUUGUUGGUACUCUGUUGACGCCAGCUUUACGGAAAAGAAACCUGGGGCUCAGGAGGUUUUUUUUACUAACUGGCCCACCUGCCACAGCCAGCAGGUGGCAGAGCCGGGGUCUAGCCAGUUUCCCCAGCCAGUUCCAUAAAGUUCUGUCGGUUUUCCUCAUUCAGAGGACCCAGUUUACCUUUCCUUCCUCUGGGUAUGCCCCAACCCACCUCACGCUCUCUCCUGGUAAGCCCCAGAGGGCAGUGUGGGAAUCUGAGCCUCCCUGGGCUGUGCUGGUGCCCCGACACGUUGGGACACUGACGAGGGGCUCAGAAAGUGCCGGCUUCAUGGGUGAGUGGGUGGGUGGCUGCCUUCUAGGUCUGACAUCAGAGAUGAAGCUGGCUGUGCCCUGGGGACACAUCGCUGCCAAGCUCUGGGGCUCCCAGCAGGGCCCCCCGGUUCUUUGCCUGCACGGCUGGCUGGACAAUGCCAACUCCUUUGACAGACUCAUCCCUCUUCUCCCAAAAGACUUCCAUUACGUUGCCAUGGAUUUCGGGGGACAUGGGCUCUCAUCGCAUUACAGCCCAGGUCUCCCGUAUUACCAGCAAAACUUUGUGAUUGAGGUCCAGAGAGUUGUAGCAGCUUUGAAAUGGAAUCGUUUUUCCAUCAUGGGCCACAGUUUUGGUGGUAUUGUGGGCGGAAUGUAUUCCUGUACCUUCCCCGAGAUGGUGGAUAAACUUAUCUUGCUGGACACGUUGCCAUGUGCCCUGGACUAUAAAGAGCUGGCCCCUUUGUCUGCAGCCCGGAGUCCUGCCCACCCAGCAGAACCUGCAACCCCCCAGGAAUUGGAGAACUUGCUGACCUAUAAGCGAGGAAUGAUAGAGCACAUGCUACAGAUAGAGGCCUCCCAGAAGCCCCAGCGAGUGCUCAGCCCGGAGGAGAUGCUGCAGGGGUUCCUGAAGAACAACAGUCACGUGGGUGAGGAAUGCGCACGGCUCCUCCUGCAGAGAGGAACCACCCAGGUGGCCACAGGUCUGGUGCUGAGCAGAGACCGGAGGAUCUCUUUGCCAGAGCACAGCAUCGAUUUCGUCAGCAGGGACCUGCUUGUGCAUUUCAUCAGGAAGCUGCAGGCCCACGUCCUGCUCAUCAAAGCAAUGCAAGGGUUUUAUAACGUGAGAAGAGAGAACGACGCUGACAAGGAGGCCCUAAAUUUGGUGAAGGACAUACUGAAAUCUGUCCUAAAGGAGUGGUUCCAGUACACAGAAGUCCCGGGCAAUCACUACGUCCACAUGAACCAACCCCAGCGUGUGGCCGGGAUCAUCGGCUCCUUUUUGAAGAGCAGUACCCUGAACCAGCUGUAGCCUGGGCCUGGGGCUUUGCCCCGCUCCCCCCACUCACCCCCCAGACUCCCUGCUCCCAAUCCCCACAGCCAGGCCAGGUGCGGUGGGGACAGGCCUCGCGGGUCUUGGAGACCAGCAGGGGCUGAGGCAGAGAAACCUGGGGCAGGGUUUGGAGGGAUGGGGCCAAGAUUCUGACUUUUGGUAUCUGAGACUUCAAGGGGGAGACACUGUUUGGACCUGGAGGGUUGUCCGUUUUGUGGCUGAUAAUCGGCAGUGAGUGGGUAGCGGAUGGAGGAAGGAAGGGCCAGGUUGCUGCCCAGCUGGAUGAAAAAUAAAAUGUUCUGUAUUCGCACUGUU
Messenger RNA from Acinonyx jubatus (cheetah), 2061 nucleotides. RefSeq names its product serine hydrolase like 2 (gene SERHL2). The transcript has 11 exons. The record is from RefSeq and is a predicted model, not a curated record. NCBI's taxonomy places the organism in Eukaryota, Metazoa, Chordata, Mammalia, Carnivora, Felidae. The coding region runs from base 712 to 1725 and encodes 337 amino acids.